Molecule: messenger RNA, 951 nt
Organism: Cyphellophora attinorum
Lineage: Eukaryota; Fungi; Ascomycota; Eurotiomycetes; Chaetothyriales; Cyphellophoraceae
Exons: 1
Coding region: 1-951 (316 amino acids)
Source: RefSeq, a predicted model, not a curated record
AUGGCGGCAUGCCUCCUGCUGUCCGAUAUCACGACAGCAACCUCGAACGUGGUGCGCAUGCUAGGAGUUGACGGAGGACUGAUCGGCCUACAACGAGAUCUAGAGCAUCAAGUGCGGCAUUUGGAAGACCACAUGGAGCGGCGGCAAAGCAAUACCGCGACCGUACAAUCCACAACAAUCUCCAUGGCCGAGAUGAACAGCACAAUCGCGCGUGCGUGCCUAGACGUGCUAGACGACAUCACCGUCAUCACCAACGACGCCGGCCUCUCAGCCUGCUACAACAUCAUGUCCAUGGACCGCUCCUCCAAAACGUUCGUCGCGGAUCUACGCCUCUACAUCGCCGCCUCCCCCAAAGGCGCCUUCACUCAGGUCCAACCCAACAACCUCAUGAUCGGCGUAACCUACCCACCGUCAACAAAAUUCACAACCCUGAAUACUACCGCACCCGCCAAAACCAAAAGACAGGCCGUGCAAGCCAACAACAUGACCGAAAUCCAACAAUACACCUUCAUGGGCGAAAUCGACACCAACAUCGACCUCGAAAAACUCACCGAAGCACAAAUCAUGUCCCUCAUGGUCCCCGCCAUCACCAUCAACGCCGUCUCCCAGGACGGCCGCACACCACUCUCUACUCCCCUCGCCAUCACCGACACCGCUUUCUUCGUCGUGGGCGAUUUUCUGGGCGGGUUUACGGCCGACACAGCCAGCCCGCAGUUCCAAAAGGCGGCGAUCGAGCAGAGUAGUGUGUUUGUGCUACCCGGAACGACGUUUGGGAUCUUUCCGGUGGGACUGAUUGUGACGGGGAGUUGGCUGGCGAUUUUCGUGGCGGCGUAUGGGUUUGGGACGUGGAAGAGGUAUCAGCAUAGGGAGUUUUAUCGGAAGAGGAUGCAUGUUACGUCUGGUGGGGCGCUGAAGGGGUAUGAUAGUGGGAGGACGGGGAGGAAGAUCUAG